AUGGAUCCAGCUGAAAUGAGAUACUUGGAAGAAGAGGAUGGUCCGUUGAUGAAGACAAUGAAAGGUAGUGUCACUGGUUUUGGUGCUGGGACGAUUUACGGAACAAUUAUGGCGACGUGGAAAGAUGUUCCAAGAGUGGAGAGAAAUGUGGCUCUUCCUGGACUUAUCAGAACACUGAAGAUGAUGGGAACUCACGGUCUGACUUUUGCUGCUAUCGGAGGAGUUUACAUCGGUGUUGAACAGCUGGUUCAGAAUUAUAGAGGCAAGAGAGACUUUUUCAAUGGUGCUAUUGGUGGUUUUGUGGCUGGAGCUUCUGUGUUUGGCUAUAGAGCAAGGAGCAUCCCGACAGCGUUAGCUGCAGGUGCAACUCUAGCUGUUACCUCUGCUUUGAUCGACUCUGGAGGUCAGACCACAAGAGUAGACACUGGAAGAGAAUACUAUCCUUACACCGUCGAGAAAAGAGCUGAAGCUGAUUCCUGA
Messenger RNA from Arabis nemorensis, 480 nucleotides. NCBI's taxonomy places the organism in Eukaryota, Viridiplantae, Streptophyta, Magnoliopsida, Brassicales, Brassicaceae. The record is from the annotation of a GenBank genome assembly.